AACAAAUCCUUAGAUGGAGGAAAUAUAUACGGAUAUACCUUAUAUUGCUUUCUUUAGAAAUACUAGUUGAAAAUUACAGGUUCGUUUUUGAAAUUUGAAUCUCUUUCGUCUCCUCCUCAACACAAACUGCAAAAACCACUUCCAUCACAGCAAAUUACAGAAAAAACACCCUCAUCAAUUUUCGUUGCUCGGCGGCCAUUGGCAUUUGCCACUACUACUGUCACCUCUUUCUCUCUCCUCUUUUUUUCUCAAGAAUUGUUCAGAAGCAGUGCUUUCUUUGGUUGACUGUAAAUUGAGGAAUUAACAAACACGAUUUUGGAUUUUCCGCAUCGAAUUACCUUCUUCGGGAAUUUUAGGAGCAGAUGAGAAUAGUGAGGGAAAAGGGUUGCGGACAAAUUUGAGUUUUUUAGGUUAGAUGGAAAUCAUUGAAUUAGUAUUGGUUUAGGAGUGACAUCAAACUCGUAAAAUGGUGAAAAAGAAGAGGAAUAGUAAGCAGCCUUUGUCUUCACAUGAUAAUGCAACUAUUGUUGAUGAAAAGAAACCUGAAGAGGAAAAGAAUGGAGAUUCAUCGACGGACCGAGAAUUUGAACGCCAGAUUGCUGCCAUGAACGCUAUUUCUGACAUGGAGGCUGAACAUCUUUUAACUGGACUGCGCUUGAUUCGUUCAUAUUUCAAUGAGGAACAACUCAAAAUGCCGGUCCUGCAAUUUUUCAAGGAGAAUCUUCCCAAUGUUUCAGUAGUUAGAAAUGGUGAAGAUGAUCUUUUUGAUCUUAGAUGGAAGGAUGUAGAUGGUGAUUUGUCUGCUUAUACCAAUGGUGGUAGAGAUCUUCACGCUUCUCUUUUCCAACACAUGAGUAUGGCUUAUCCUUCAUGUUCGGAUGUACGACAAUCAUUUGGUGGUUUUCAAUUUUCAGCCAAGGCUAUGAAAAACCUAGUGGGUGUUGAUGAUCAGCAGAUUGGGUCCUACUUAUCCCAGGAGUCACUUAAUACUAUGAUGCUUGGGGUACCCGAAGGUCUUCAAACUCCUGGGGCCACAAGCCAGCGAUUAUCCAUAGGGAUGACACCCAAAUCCCGUAGGUUGCCUAAGCAUGGUGAGAUGCUUCUUUCUCUACAUGGAUCCCCCCUUGGUGUCUAUAAAGAAGAUAAUAUGGAAGCAAUAAACGAGUCAGAAGAAGGCUGACUGUCUUAUCCUUAGAUUGUUAUUGGUUCUGCAACCAGAAGAUAUGGAAAUGCAUUUUUUUACUUAUUUGAAGUUGUCCAAUGAAGCUUUGACAUAAUACAUCUAUUGUUUAUCUAACUUUGGUCUUGCAGUGAAGAAUUUAGUUUAGUUUCCAUCUGCCAGAUAUGUGAUGCUAAAUCGUAUGAACAUAUAUAUCCUCAACGGGUCUAGCUUUGUAAUCCACUUUAACUGUUGUAAUAGUGUGUGCUACUCUAUGUAUCCAUUCAAGUUGGUGAAAUCAAAGUUUUUCCUCUACAAGACUUGUUUGCUACUUAUAUCCUGCAUUUUUCUUGACAUAACUCCUAGAGGAUAUUGGCUAACAUGAUCAAAGCUUGAACUAUGUUUGUCCUUGUGGCUCUGUUCGGCUGUUUCUUUGAGCUCGUUGUUUAUGCAGCUUCAGUACAUUUUUAAGAGUCCAGUUACGAUUGAUACUUGAGAAGCUUAAGUGGAACUAGGAGGUGAAGCUAUUGCAGGAGGUAUUUCCAAAAUUCACUUUUGUUGUGUGUGUAAACUGAACAUUUCAUACAAUCAUAUUCAUAUACUACUCUUAAUUAGAAUAACAAACUUCUCUCUGUUUAAGAAGUGGUGAGACUUUUCUAAUAAUGAUUAUCAAUGUAGCUAGUUAACGUGUAUGGAGCAACAUGCUUUUAUGUGCAUGGAGUAUCCCUGGCUCAGCUUACAUUUUCCCUUGAAGUCCUGAACUAAAAAAAACUGGUUCUUUUUCUAGUAUGUGAUGGGUUUUUAGAUAUCAUGCUUUGGUGCUGUUGAAAGUAGAAACAUGGGUAUUUUGAGGUAAAAUGGGAAUCCAGAUAACAUAUUACAAGUGUGUGUAACCAAGCAUAUGAUGUGAAAUUGUGAACCUAAGUCCUGUUCUUAUGGAAGAAAGGUUUGCCAAGCUAUUAGAGUAAAGAGAUUAGAGUAUGGCAAUGCUUGAAUUUUCCUGAAUCUUUUAUAUAUAUAGAUAUAGAUUAUAUUUGUUUAGAGUUGAAGAGGGUCUUCUUCUCCAUUCCUGUUACUGUGGAUCUACUGGGAUCUCUCAUCACUGACCUUCUAACCUUUAAUUUUAUCCGUAUCAAACUUUGGCUCGAUCCUUAAAAUUCCAGCUAAUCUAGAUAUUAGCAUGCAUUCUAAAGGGUUUAUUACGUGAAGAUGCUGGCCAGUAAUGCAAAAUAAUUUUGCUCUCUAGUUAGGUCUUUAAGUUCAACAACUUUGUAUGAAGCUUUGGCUAGGUUAAUUACCUCUCUUGGACUCUGAGCUUGGGCUCUGAGUAUUCUCCCUUAUCUCUAGCUCAAUGCUUAGAGUCUUGGGACUGUUUAUAGACUUCGGAGCACUUUCAAUGAAACUAGUUCAAAGUUUGUUUAAGGUUAGAACUAUGCUUUAUUAAAAACAAAAGAGGGGAGAGGUAAACACAGUUCGUUUAGAUCAGGCCAAGAAAUGGGAAAGCUGGAAUAUAUUCGUUCUUGAAAACUAUGCUGCUGCGAACUAACUUGAAAGCAAUCAAGUAAUUCUGAUUGAUUGGUAAGGAGUCACACAUCUCAUUUAUUUGUCGACUGACAAACACAAGGAGUGUGAAAAGUGAUAAAUUGACUGAUAGCCUAAAGGUCUUCUGAAGCAGUGCAUUGAUUUGUUAACUGCACAGGGAAAAAAUUCAUCUGAAACAGAUAAACAGAUAGACAUCUAGAGCAGAAUUAUUAUCCUGACGUGGCAGGUCAAGGCAUAAUAAUAGCUUCUGGAUCUUGUAUUUACCAUCUGGUUUUCCGAAUUUUAGCAACCUUCUACAAUCUAAACUUGACUAUUAUGAAGAGGGACAGAACAAAUGUGAAACAAUGAUGGUAAAACAAGGAUUUGGAAAGAAAUUUUCUUCCGAAAAAGUAAAGUCUAUACUUCAGAAUUGGCGAUAAUUCACAUCGAAUUGGAUUUCUGUAGUUCUGACGUCUCAAUAUGGCUCAUAUUUGAGUUUCCUUGAGAAGAUUUCAUGAUCCUUACAUGUUUGUUUGAAGGUAAAUGGGAUGAAGAUAACAAUUAAAUGCUCAAUCACUGUUAAUAUUGUUUUCUUAAUACUUUCAGGAUAAUAUUAUUUUUAGAUCUCCAAGGUUCCAACUCAAGAUAGUAAUAUGCUGUGUAUUAUGGGGGAUAUGGAUGUUGAUGAAAUAAGUUACUCAAGGUAAUUAUGGGCUUAAUUGCUCAAUAAAAUUUACUUUAGUUCGCUUUAUUUCUAUCCAUUACCCUAGAGCCGUGUAAGAAGGGGAAACAUUUGUUUUCUACUCCUUUUUCAUGUAUUAGACUUUAUCCUGUUGCUUAUGGAGCUACAAAGGUGCUUGGUUCUUUUAUUUUUGUGAUAGAAAUGUAUGUAAUCAAACAUGGAUGGUUACGUACUUACAUACCCUCUUUUUGUCCUACCUCAAGAUUACUGUUAAUCUGUUAUUCGGUAAAUAGUGAUUGCAAGCUCAAAGUAGUGAGUGUACUAAUACUGGUUGUGUUAUUGACACUACUUGACAUUGUUACUCAGUUUAGGAUCUCGAAGGGUUAACAUUUGAUUAAAUAACACAUGUAAAAUUAGCAGCUAGAAUUGUUUUUUGUGUCUUACUGCUUUAGAUUCUUUUUCAUAUGAAAGUAUUCCAAACUAUGUGCGAGUUGUUUUUCAACACAUAAUGGUCAUUCUGAAAGUUAAGAGGGCAAUUGAUUUUGGCAGUUGCCUCAAAUUUAAUAUUUAUUGUAGAUCUUUUUUUUUUGGUAUAAAGAUCAUGAACAGCCAGUGGAUAAUAGAUAUGUGCUAUUGAGAGAUUGUUGAUGUACGUUUAUUUGGUUCUUUUUGAGGCAGUAUUACUUGGUUAAUUGAGACUUUAUGUCGAUGCUACUUACUCAAGUUACAGGGACACUUCUGGAUAUAGUCUGAAGAAUCGAUUUUAUAAAGUUAUUAUUAUGUAUCAGCAUCACAGUUUGAAGAUGUGGUUGCAGGGCAAGGUAUGAGUCCAAAGAUGAAAGUUUUUUUGAGUUUCCUCAAACUUUACAGAGGAUCGUUUCUCCUAAAUAUUCAUUUAGGGAUUGUCAUAUACAUAAACAUGUAGUUAGAGACACCACAACAAACACAUAAGAAUGCAUUUAAAGUAUUGAUGAAGAAGAGAACACAGCCAUAUUAGUAAACUUGGUCGGCCUUCUUUUUAUAUUUAGGUGCCAAUCUUAAGUACUUCCUCAGUCCAUAAUUGACCUUCUCAUAUUGAUCUUUUGGAAUCUUUGAGAUCAAAGUUCCCUUAUGUGCUUUAAUCCAGUAGCUGAAAAAUGAAAUAGCAAGAAGUAGAAAAGUAAUUUGUCCAAGAAUUACUGUUAAAGACAAGCCCAAAAGGCGGAUAUGGCUAAACACUUUAAUCAACUUAAAUUUUAGAUUGAUCCUGAUCAUAAUUUACGAACUUAACUUCUGAUUUUUUGUUUAAAGUGAUCAAUCUAGUAGGAAACAUAUGAGAACGUAACUGGAAAAGACAAUAUCCUUCCGCUCUACAUGUUCCUGAUCUGGAGACCCCAAGGUACGCGCAACUGUGCAAGUGAUUAAGCACAAACUACUAAUGCUGUGGGUGCCGGAUUGUGUAUGCAUUGGAGAUUCUAUAAAUUCCUCGUGCAUCGAGAUGUAUAGUUGUUUUUGGUAUAGUAUCUAAAUACAACGAGCUUGGUUUGCUGCUGUGUAUUGGAUACAUGACUUACAUGUCUAUACUGUUCAUUGUAACAAUUGCUGCAGUCUGCAGCCUGCAAAUUGUAGAUUAAGGACGCACCAUGUCAGAUCUGCAUAAUGCCAAAGCUGUUCUGAAAUCGAUCCCUAAAUGUUAUGGUGGAUCCUUGUUUUGAUUGAUUGGUAGGGAUUGCACAGAAAAUCCUUGCAUCACACUAGACAUGGCUUUGUCAAGGUGGUUCUUAUGUCAAUGUCUAAAUCCCUCUCUUUUAGACAAUUGAGCUCGGUUGCUCCCCCUUUCUCCAAAUGACAUUUGGAUAAAGAACAGCCUAAUUACUGUCCUUGACAGUCUUUGUCGAUUCAUCCGGACCUCAUAAGAUCAUUUCUUUGUUUGGGGACCAUCUUCACAUUGCAAUUAUUUAUAGAAAGAUUGUUUAGGACAUUAUUAUCUAGAUUGAUAACUUUUUUGGUUGCUGACCAUAUUCUUAUUUGAUGAUAAAAUUUAACAGGUCACCUGGCACUUUGAGGCAUGGUUGGGAAGAUGGGACAUUCCAAUGCAAAGGUGACCUAUCAACUCUUGAUCUAUGUAUUAAACCUGAAAGUUACAAGGGGGUGACCAAUAUCAAUAGAAGGACGUGAUUACCUUUUUCAAACAUCUCCAAGUGACAUAAACGACUAUGAUGUAAGUUGGAGGGAAAACUAAGGUUCAAAUCUUGCCACAUAGAAAUGUAAAACUAGUUGAACGUUCAGCUAAAUUUGUUUAGGAAAAAUUAUCAAAAAUAAUCUCAAGUUUGGGCCAUUUUUCACCAUUAAUCCCAAAUUUUUUUAAUUUCAAAUUUGUUUAUUGAAUUUUAAAGAUUUUAUUAUUAUUGUAGUAAAUCAACAUUUUUUGGAUCUAAGCUUGUUUAGAAGCCAUAUGUAAUGCAUAAUUCUAAAUUUAUUCAUAACCAUCAUUCUGUCGAUUUA
Beta vulgaris subsp. vulgaris (sugar beet) is the source of this 5846-nucleotide messenger RNA. RefSeq lists its product as hypothetical. The coding region runs from base 467 to 1180 and encodes 237 amino acids. The record is from RefSeq and is a predicted model, not a curated record. The transcript is spliced from 3 exons. NCBI's taxonomy places the organism in Eukaryota, Viridiplantae, Streptophyta, Magnoliopsida, Caryophyllales, Amaranthaceae.